CGGCCCCCGGGCGCCCGGGCCGCAGCGCAGGCGGCGCUCGCACCCCGGCCCCGGCGGGCCCCGGCGGAGCAGCGGGCACAGGUCCCUGGAAGGUGGCGUCAGCAUCUGCAGCCGCGUCGACGUUGUGGGAGCUUCCGCGGAGGACCCGGGAGAGCCGGACUAGGAUCAGGGCCCUGGGCCUCGCCACCCUCCCCAUGGCCUCCACAGAGCCCCAAGGGCCGCGGCCGGUGCUGGGCCGCGAGAGUGUCCAGGUGCCCGACGAUCAGGACUUCCGCAGCUUCCGGUCAGAGUGUGAGGCCGAGGUGGGCUGGAACCUGACCUACAGCAAGGCUGGUGUGUCCGUGUGGGUGCAAGCGGUGGAGAUGGACCGGACACUGCACAAGAUCAAGUGCCGGAUGGAGUGCUGUGACGUGCCAGCCGAGACGCUCUAUGAUGUCCUGCAUGACAUCGAGUACCGAAAGAAGUGGGACAGCAAUGUCAUCGAGACCUUUGACAUCGCCCGCUUGACGGUCAAUGCAGACGUGGGCUACUACUCCUGGAGGUGUCCCAAGCCCCUGAAGAACCGUGAUGUCAUCACCCUGCGCUCCUGGCUCCCUAUGGGCGCUGAUUACAUCAUCAUGAACUACUCAGUCAAACAUCCUAAAUACCCACCUCGGAAAGACUUGGUCCGAGCGGUCUCCAUUCAGACGGGCUACCUCAUCCAGAGCACGGGGCCCAACAGCUGCGUCAUCACCUACCUGGCCCAGGUGGACCCCAAAGGCUCCUUACCCAAGUGGGUGGUGAAUAAAUCUUCCCAGUUCCUGGCGCCCAAGGCCAUGAAGAAGAUGUACAAAGCGUGCGUCAAGUAUCCCGAGUGGAAGCAGAAGCAUCAGCCGCACUUCAAGCCGUGGCUGCACCCGGAGCAAAGCCUGCUGCCCAGCCUGGCGCUGUCGGAGCUGUCGGUGCAGCACGCGGACUCGCUGGAGAACAUCGACGAGAGCGCAGUGGCCGAGAGCCGCGAGGAGCGCGGGGGCGGUGCGGGUGGGGAGGGCAGCGACGAUGAUACCUCGCUCACCUGAGUGCGGCGGGGCCGCCACCGCAAGGACCGCACAGGAUGGGCCGGGGCUGGGGACCGCGGAUCCGCCCGCACUUCCUCCCCUCCCUCCUGGCCCGCGCCUCCUGGGGCUAUGGGCUCGGGCCUGGCUGGACACAGCCGCAAUAAACGAUCCCA
Molecule: messenger RNA, 1210 nt
Organism: Ochotona curzoniae (black-lipped pika)
Lineage: Eukaryota; Metazoa; Chordata; Mammalia; Lagomorpha; Ochotonidae
Gene: STARD10
Product: StAR related lipid transfer domain containing 10
Exons: 7
Coding region: 195-1058 (287 amino acids)
Molecular function (GO): lipid binding
Source: RefSeq, a predicted model, not a curated record